CGCACGUUUCCGUGGUGCCUGUGUCCUGCUCAUCCUGCGAGUGCGGUGCGCUCUGCACCUCGUCGACCUUGCGCGACCGUCAGCGCGACCGUCGAGCCUCCGCGUAACGCAAACAUCCGGUCGGUGGUCACUGAAACCGAAAUGGCCGCGCGCUGAGAGUUCUCCGAUCCGAGUGUCGCGCGGAUUCCUCUCUCCGAACUCGGAAAAGUUUCCUCGCAGUGUUACUCGUUCUCGCAAGGGUUUAUUCUCGACGAUGACGUCGGCAGGGGGACGCCGCGGAUAGGAUCCUCCGAGGGACGAGACGAAGGAAGAAUCUGGACCUCCGAGCCAGAGAUCGGCCUCACCGAAGCGAGUAAGAGCGACUGGACGCCCAUGCCGGGCAACGGAAGGGCUCAGCAGCAGGAGGGUCUCAGGAGUGCGAAAGGAAAAACCGUCGGUGGAAAACGCGGAGGCGUCACGUCGUAAAGAACAUCGUUCUUUUAUCGCGAGCACAGAGACUAUUUUCCCUGCGAAACGCUCUCACACGGAAGGAUGUCGUGGAGAACGGUACACCCGACGCUCCUAGCGUCGUCUUUGCUACUCCUGAUGCUAACGACAAUGUCCUGGAAAAUCACGCAGGCUCACGUGGCUCUGACGUUUCCGCGGGCUAGACAAUACGAUCUGGACUUCCUGGAUAACGCCAGAACCCCAGCACCAUGUGGCAUGCCGCGUGGCAGCAUCAAGACGUCGUUAUUGGCAGGAAGCAAUUUUAAUGUCACUUGGCACCUCGCCUAUCCUCACAGGGGAGGUUUUCGACUUCAAAUCCUAGAUGCUCUCGAUAGGCCUUUACUCGAUCUGACGCCCGUUACGCAAAACAGCGAAUUUGUUGAGAACGAUGCUACAGCGCAGAGUUACGCCGUGCAGCUGCCACAAGAUUUCACUUGUACCGACUGCACCAUCAGAUUGCUGCGGAAGGCCGAGGAAUGGGGCUCCAACUACAGAUUUUGGUCUUGCGCAGAUAUCGACAUCCUUGACAGGAAGGCUUACCGGGAGGAUUGUAGCGGUCACGGACGUUACCUGCUGGGCAGGUGCAGAUGCGAUCGUCUCUAUCACGGCACGAGGUGCGAAUUUAAGGAGGAGUGCCUGGACGACUCGGACUGCGGUAUUCAGGGCACGUGCAUCGACAAUGGUGGCACGACCGCGCCUACCAAGCAAUGCUACUGCAACGCCGGCUGGUUUGGUCCGGGUUGCGCGAAGAGAUCUCCGGUAAAAAACAUCGACGUCAACUUGGACGCAUAUACGAUGAGGCGGUUCUCUGACGACGUUGUAUUCUAUUGGAGGAUUCUGAAGGACAGCAAGGAAUUAGAAGGCGUUCUAAUGGCCAAUUCCACAACGUGGAUCGCUAUCGGAUGGAGGCCUAGCAAUUUGGGUCCGACCUGCCGAUCCUUCCCGAAAAUCGAAGAUCGACCGAAGGAUGAACCGCUUCCACAACCAGAACCAAAGCUGGUACCAGUUGCUGAAGUGAGCGCCAAGUCGACACCGAAACCGGAACCGGAGCCCGAAGCAGAACCAAAAGCAGAACCAGCGCCGGAGCCAGAGCCCGAGUUCGGAAUCGAGAGCGAGAAAUCGGGUGCGAAGAGGCGGUCAGCUAAGGCAGACACCGCAACAUUGGGCAUAACGCCGCGACCGGAUGUCGACGUCACUGUGCAGACCAGCGUAACUUACCAAGUCAGCACAAAGCAAGGUCGCAGGAGAAGAUCUCCGCAACCAAUUCCACUUUCUACAAAUGGGAAACCGGUCGCCGAAUCCAGCAUUGUCAUCGGACAAGAACCGAAAUCCGAGCCAGAGCCAAAAUCCGAGCCAGAACCUAUUUCUGAACCAGAACCAAACUCCGAACCUGAACCCAGCUCUGAGCCAGAACCAAAAUCUGAACCACAAUCCAUCUUUGAAUCAAACUCCGUUCCCAAACCUAGCUCUGAGCCAGAGCCCAGCUCUGAGCCAGAACCUAGCUCUGAACCAGAGCCUCGCUCUGAGCCAGAACCCAGCUCUGAACCAGAGCCUCGCUCUGAACCAGAACCCAGCUCUGAACCAGAGCCUCGCUCUGAGCCAGAACCCAGUUCUGAACCAGAACCAAAGUCUGAACCAGAGCCAAAGUCUGAGCCAGAGCCAAAGUCUGAGCCAGAACCAAAAUCUGAGCCAGAGCCAAAAUCCGAACCAGAACCAAAAUCCGAGCCAGAACCAAAGUCUGAACCAGAGCCAAAAUCCGAGCCAGAACCUAGUUCUGAACCAGAACCAAAAUCCGAGCCAGAACCAAAGUCUGAACCGGAACCCAAGUCUGAACCAGAACCCAGCUCGGAACCAGAGCCAAAUGCAGGUCCGAAGUCGGGAGCGACAAAAGCGUCGUUACCAGCGCCAGGACACAGGUACACGCCCAAGCACGACUUCAAUCCCAUGGACUGCACGGACAUCAUAAUUGGUACAGCGAAAGGGACCAGUUACAGAAUUGGUGAUUAUUAUACAAGGGAUAGAUCGACGCCACGUAAAGACGAAUACUGGGGCGGAAGGGACAGCUUGACGGCCGCAUUCGGUUAUGAACGCGACGACGUCACGACGAUGCUCUUCCGUAGGAAAUUGGCUGCCACAGAGCUGACCGAUCACGACAUUCUUGACGGCAAUAUGCAAGUGAUUUGGGCGAAAGGUCAAGAGCCGGGCAAGUACGUGCAUCAACCGCCCAGUGGGAUUGAAAAGGCCAAAGUCAGCGUCAAAGAUUUCUACAAGGUCGACGAGCUUAAAUAUCACGGCCACGGAAUGCAGAGAGGUGUCGCGACGAUGAAUUUCUUCGAUGAAGCGAAAAAACCAGAAUUCGCCGGUGGAGUGACGUUGCAGGACGGUCGUUGCGGCGGUCAGUGGCGUUAUCCGAGAAAUUGUUUGGUAGAAAAUGGCACUUGCGAAUAUGCCAUACAAUGGACGUACAAGGGUAGAAAGGAUCUGAUAACGUUUGUCAUCUCCACGACACAUACAAAUUUGUGGACCGGAGUCGGAUUUUCUGAUGACAGAAGCAUGUCACAAACCGAUGCUGUGCUUGGCUGGGUCGACAACACCAAUGGGCGAGCUUUUAUAAUGGAUACUUGGAUCAGCGGCUACAACGCGCCGUUGUUGGAUCCGUCGCAGGAUAUCUACAACAUCAGCGGUCGCAUUGAAAACGGCGUAACCACUCUGAGAUUCUCAAGAAAGCGCGCAACAAAGGACAGCAAAGAUCUUUCCUUUGCAGACGAUCAUUGCCUGUACAUGAUGUUCCCGGUAGCGGGUGGUGCAUUCAACCCCAUCAAUAAGAAGAUCCGAAAGCAUGAUCAGACGCCGUUUGUUUCAUCCGACAGAAUAUGCAUCAAAUCCUGCGGCUUGGAAGAAAUCGAGGGACAAACUACACCUGCACCACCGAGAUUGCAUUACGAUAUCGAAGUGAAACUUGUCAACUUGGGCGACGGGUUUGUAGCUCCCACACCCGACAGUCCCGAUUUCGAAAUAAUCUCGAACACGGUAUCAGAAAGCUUCGGACCAGUUUUCGAAAAACUUCCGGGCUAUUAUCAAGUUCGUCUUGAUGAGCUGCACAAAGACAACGAGGAAGGCGUGAUAGCGCGCAUGAACUUGAUCCUUGAUAAGAAUGAGGCUAAGGGCAGAUCCUUGAAGCCUGUGGACACUGGCAUAGAAGCAGAAAAGGCACUGCGCGAAGCUCUCGUGACUGGCAAGGUUGGAGCACUCAGCGUCGAUCCACAGUACUUAAUCAUUAGAGCACCUCGAGUGAAUGAUAUAGAGACGGACGACGAGAAUGAUCGACCAGUUUCCGCGACAGACUUAUUCCUCGGUGCUACGAAGCUUUAUAUCGUUGUUGGUUGCGUGGCGGCAUUACUAGCUCUCGCAUUGCUGCAAGCCAGUUGCACCCUUUACAGGAGUUCGAAGAGACGAGCGACCAAGAGGGUGUACUCGCUGCCUCUGGCUUCUUCUGACGCGUCCAACCCGAUUCAUCGCACGAACGCGACGCGGUAUCAUCGACAACAAAACGGCGAUCAUCAUCACCAUCACAACAACAACAACCACCACCACCACCAUCAUCAUCAUCUUCGGCAUCAUCAAUACGCUCCAUCCGAAAUGCGUCGAGCUAAUCCCAGCUGGUAGAACUCCUCGUCGAACACAAUCGGUGCGCAAUAUUAUGCUUUUCUCACAUUCUCUUUUGCUCACUAAUCCAGAUGUCUGACUAAAUUUCCGCACUCUUAGCUGCAUUUUUUCUGCACUUUUCCUAAACGACUACUUUCCGAAGCUUUCCUCCUACUUUAAUUUUGGUCACUAAUAUGGAAUGGUUAAAUUAAUUGUAUUAUGUCAAUUUCAAGUAUGCAUAAAUUCUCAAAUACACGAACAGAAUAUACGUAUACGAAGCAUAAAUUUUAAAAAAUUAUGUGUAACAAGAGAGUAUGCUUUAAAUUGAAAAAUUGGAAGAUUUCUCAGGACUUUUUAAAGUUUAUAUAUUAUCGAACUGACAUGGUCUAUUUCUGAAAAUUCGUCUUAAUCCGAACCCUGAUUUUCUUAUCUUCAACCUGAUUAGAUGAAGAAUAAAUUUUAUUCUUUUAUACUUUAAGCCACUAUUUCAUUUGGCUUAAUUCUCAAGAUCGUCCGCAUCAAUGAUUUAGUUAUUUUGAACGCUAUAAAAUUGCUCCUCGAUUCUCAAAACUUUAAUAAAACAUUAAACGUACUUUCCCUUUUAGGAGCGUUUAAUUGCCAGCAACGCUUGGAAGGACUACGCUUCUGGCGCGAACACAAAUUUUGCGUUCGAGGCAUUCGAGACGGAGGAAAAAGCACCACCGCCGCCAGUUUCCAGUCUGCCGAGAC
Molecule: messenger RNA, 4860 nt
Organism: Ooceraea biroi (clonal raider ant)
Lineage: Eukaryota; Metazoa; Arthropoda; Insecta; Hymenoptera; Formicidae
Gene: nahoda
Product: DOMON-like domain-containing protein nahoda
Source: RefSeq, a predicted model, not a curated record